AUGUCCGCCACACGCAAUGCCCCUUCUGCCGCGCUGGCACCAGCGAGAGGCCCCAAUGUUCCCAGCAAUGUCCAUUCUGCAGUCCGCCAAUAUUGUGCCACCGAUUGCCACUUCUCGGACUCUCCUAGUGAUGCGUUAUCUAGCAGCUCCAUGUUCUUUGAGCCGCGCUCACCCCAUUCCCGUCAACCUGAGCGACGAUGGACGGUGACUAUCAACGAUUCAUUUAUUCAUGACGAUGUGCUUUUGAACCUUGAUCUCAUCGGGCCUGAUGUCAAACCUGGAAGUGUUGUGGCGCUUGAUUUGGUCAAGGCUGAUUCCGAAAAGCCGCCACCAAUCUCGUCGUAUGGGAGACAGCCAGUCCUGGAUCGCAAGGAGGGAACUUCUGGUCCUGCCUCAGAGAGGCGCUACAUAUGUGUUGUCAAGGAUAUGCCCAGGGAGAUGAAGGCUCGCUUCCCUAUGGUUGAGGUAUAUGUGGCGAAGCAUAUUGCCGACGCCUUUGGAAUGAAAAAGGGCACCCAGGUGACCAUCUCACCCAUAGAUGAAAGCAAUCCUGCUGUGGAGGCAUCCCAUGUCGAGCUGUGCUUCAAAGAUCAAUACCUCUCGCGGGCUGAUAUGUGGCGCAUGACGGUAGGAGAGCUGGCAAGAAGGACAGUUUACAAGGGACAGAUGAUUUUAUUCAUGGGCACCGUAAAGGCCCAGGUCACUUCUGUCUACGUUGAUGGCCGCAAAGUCCAGUCAGCAUUCUUCGGACGUAACACAAAGCCCAUCUUCCGAAGCGAAUCCGCCCGUUAUGUGCUCUUCAUCCAAAUGGCCCGUGAAAUGUGGGAUUUUGACCCUGAUGGCUCGGGCGAGAUCAUGUUCAACAAGGUUGUUAAUGGCUUCUUGCCGGCAUUAUUUAAGAAAUGGGCCACAUUGAGGGUGAAACAUCUUGUCACCAUCGUCCUCUUUGCCCGCGUCGAGUAUGACAUGGGUAUAUCCACUGAGUUGGCAGGCACAUCUGUUUAUGAUGACUAUUUCACCGGGUUCCAAACUUCAGGAGAUCGUCGUCCAUACAAGGAUUUUUACCGUGUUGUGGUCAGCGAGAUGAGCAGCGGCGAAUGGACCAAAAUUCUCUAUCAGCUCAAGCGUGAAUUCAACCACUUCCGCAAAGACAUCAGCACAUAUCACCAGCAAGCGAUGAGGGAGUUUGCAGGUGCAGACAUGUCCAACGAAAGAGAUGCCAUGCUAAACAAAAUCAAGGCAGAAGCUUCGAGGGCCAUCCAUGGCAAUUUCUUAGAAGCCAUCAACAUGGCGUUGUCUUUAUAUUCCCACGACUACAUUGACAGAGACUUGACAAGAACUGGGCUGUCUGUGGUCAUCAUCAGUCCCAGCCCUGGCGUUUUCGAAGUUGAUCCGGAGACGACUUCCCAAUACGAUGUCGGAUACUCUUGCUUUCCUCUCAAGGCUGUUUUGGAGAACCGUGUUGGGAGCUAUCGUUUAGACAGCGAGGGAAACGUCGUUGUCAAGAAUUUACGGGUUCCAGAUAGCCUAUUCGACCCUGUCCAUGGCUUUCAGAAGUUUGCUCCUGAUAAGCAUGGAAAGCACUCGGAGAGGUCGUUGUGGAGGCAGUUACAAGAGUACGAUGAUUGCAAAGCACGAUUGCCUCCUCGACAAAUCGGCGCUGGCCAUUCCAGGCAUGGAAGAGACCUAGAGGCUAUGCCGAGCAGGCAACACGCAGAGGAUUCCACUUCUGUAAGCAUAUUGGGGACGUCGUAUACAGAGCGGCGACCGUCAACUGCGACCCAACAGCAUCAGGUGUUUUCCGAGGGUAUUACUUGUUACUCCAGUGCGGAGAAAGCCGAAGUCGUGCAGUCCCACCGCAAGAGCAUCAGUGGCCGAUCUAUGAGACAGGAACCGAGAGAGACGUCUUCCUCGUCUUCUCUCGCAAAGACACCGAAACUGAUGCGCAUCAGCCUUGGCAACCGUGGGUUUGGAAUUGCAGCUCCCAAGGUAGCAACCGCCGAAGUGAGCAUUGAGACUGUCGGUGCUUCCAAGACUUUGACAUCAUCUCGAAGCAACCAAGACCUCCGGAUGAUCCCGCAACGGAUAGGACAGCGGCAAUCGUCGUCCCGUAGGUCGUCCAUAGUCGGAACGCCUACAAGCACAUUCUCUCAUGGCAGCCUCGGGUCAUUUUCGUUGGCCCAGGGCCAGCAGCCCGCGCCAGAUACGCCGUCGAAGCCAAUAGUCAUCAGAAAAAACCAGCAAGCUAGUGAACCGGCAGCUGCCAUGUUAUCUGGUUCGAUUCUUGCGACGACUCUUCGACCGGAGCCAGGUGGCCGAGACCGCGACCUGUACUAUUCGAACGCAACAAGGGCCGAAGAUGCCAAAAAACUCUACAAUUCCAAACUCCUUGCUGGAGCCGUGCCGGUGCCAUCGAAUCUGUCACCAAAAACCGCAUUAUCGCCGUGGCUGACCUUGCUAAACCCUUCUAAUCCGAACCCUAAUGACUUGGAGAUCCCCCAGCUCUACAGCCGCUGGCAGCACGUCUUCCCUCGUCCUCAGGAAAUGAGGAUCAUGAAAUGGAAGACUCUGUGCACUCCAGCUGCCGUGCCCCUUACUUCAGAGUAUUUUCCGUCCAAAAAACAAUUCGAGACUGAGUAUGAACGGAAGCCUUACAUUGUCUCUCAAGCUUUCGAUGAUGAUAUGCUAGAAGAGCCCAGAUCUCGUGAUGAGCUGCUGCGUGAGAUGGUCAGUCUACGCUUCACACAAGGUUUUCAGAUCGUUGUUGGCCCUGCCGUCGCCAAAGCACUAGGCCAGAAACAGGUCAAGAUCGCCGAUAUCUUCUCUCAAGACCAGAUGAUGGAAGAUGGUACCAGCAUUUUCAUGUCCGUUGGCAAUAUUAUCCAUCAGUUAUCCUGUGUCAACGGCACUGAGGUCGAAGUCAACAUUUUUAUUCGAAAGACUCUCCAUAAUGCACAAGACCCUGAUGAGAUCCCCAAGUACAGACCGGCUAUAAGGACAUUGUUGGACGCCGGAUACCAGACAAGCGAGCUCCCGCUUGUGUCUCGCAGACCACGUCCAAACUGGAACUACAUCGACGCCUUUGUUGCUGGGCAUAACGAAGAACUUAGGGAUUACCUCAAUUUCUGGCGCGCCAGAUUUGUUUUGAUUCCUAUGACCGGUCGGCGCUCGUCGAUCCCUGGGGUGCGGGCUGGCGACAAUGAGGAAGAAAUCCGCAUCGAAGGAAUUAGGAAACUGGCGCAAAUAUGGCAGAAAUAUCGAUACAUUCCCCCCAAUGAGCGUCGUCUUCAGAGUUCAACAACUCGCGAAAAGAAGAAAGAGAUGAGCCCUCUUGAUAUUGUCUACAAGACAGAAGACCCAUCGGUUGUCAUCGCAGCAGAGCUGGAGACGCUUCCUCUCUUGGAGGGCCAAGAAGGCCAACGGGAAAGGCUGGUGAGGAGUCGAGAAUUAUUCUCGAAGAAGAAUUUUAGUCUGGCAGCGCUUGCUGAGGCUAUCCAACAACCUGUUGAAAACGGAGGCGUGCGGAUGCAGAACCGCAGGUGGCACUGGCGACUGCAUUACAACUGCUUUAUUGGAUCGGAUAUGACAACAUGGCUUCUGGAAAACUUUGAGGAUUUGGAAGAUCGUGAAGAGGCCGAAGCUCUGGGCAAUCGUCUCAUGGUGGAUGAAAAAGGGAAUGGCCUCUUCGUCCAUGUGGAACGGCGACAUCCAUUCAGAGAUGGGCAAUAUUUCUAUCAGAUUACGAGCGAGUAUGCGAAGACUCAUGCUCAGAGUUGGUUUAACACCAAGAAAAGCCAGGGAUCGGUGCCGUCCACGCCAAUGGGUGACCAUAUCCCACGAGAUUCUCGAGCCAAUUAUUCUCGACCAACGUCAAUACAUGAAGAAAAGUUAUCUUCAUCUGGUUCGACAACACCGACAGCACCAUCCACAGCGAUGGGGAAAAAGCCGAAGGUGACACUAAGCAAGGUCAUCAAGUAUGACGUGGAUCACAGAAAGCGUUCCUAUCGGCCUGAGAUCAUCGAGCUGCACUAUGACAGGCUGCACAACCCGGAUAACUGCUAUCACAUUCGAGUUGACUGGAUCAAUGUUACUGCCAAACUUGUCGAGGAUGCUAUUGAGCACUGGGCACGUGAAGCAGCUCAAUAUGGAUUAAAGCUGGUAGAAGUACCGAUUGCUGAGGCAUGUGCAGUCAGCGACACAAACCCAUUCCGAAGACCAUACAUCAUCAAGCUUGCAGUUCCUCCUCCGGACCAAUCCCCGCUAACCUACUAUGAUCCGACGUCAUUCACUCCACAAGCGCAGCCUGGGCGUCAUUUCUACCAAAAGGCUAUCUUGCGCAAGUUUGAUUUUGUUUUGGACAUGGAAGCGGCUUCCAAUUUCCCCAGCAACGUCGAGGUCACCUAUUCGUGGGGGAAACCUGACUUCAAGUAUACGCAAUAUAUCCAUCGCUCUGGAUCUGUCUUAGCAGAAAUCACAGAUGAAGGAGACUUGUUACUUCUGGCAAACAGGCUGUAUAGCAACCGAGCAGCUGCGGCACGCGAACGAGAACUUCAGCGCGAACAGCGCGGUGAGACUGGGCUCAGUGGCGGAGGGGGGCUCGGUACUCCGGGUCCGAGUGCGAUGCGUGUUGUCACACCUGGCUCGUUCACACCAUUCAGCAUGUUAAAUUCACCGGCAGCAUUCCAUGAGUCAUCAACUCCUGCUUCCUCACCGCUCUUGAAACCAUCCAGUGGCCGUCUAUCUCCUGUCUCACGGGCUGGUGGGCCGGUAAGCACACAGGUUGGCAAAACAGUUAUGUCUACUUCAACAACAGCUGCUACAGCCCCUGGUUAUAGCCAUUAUCCCGGCACCUCGUGGACGACCUGGACCACACAAGAACCGGAGUGGAUCAAAGACGAACUUGAGGCAUUCUGCCGCGACGCGCAGGCGCUGGAGGAGUUCUACAGGGAGCUCAGCACUGCCGUACCGCCAACGGCAGUACCAAAUGCCACCGAAGAAGAAAUGACGCCACCUUCAUUCAACCAAUCUGGCAGCGUCGUGUCGACAGUGCCAGAGGGCAGCAUCCCGGCCUUGGGAUUGCCACCGUCAGUGCUGAGUUCUUCGACAGGACUGGCUGCUGGUGCUGGUGCUGGUGCUGUAUCUGCUGGGGUGACUUUGCCUUCGUCUGUCGGAGGGCAGCAGAACACCGGUGCUAGUGUUACUUCGGCAACCUCUGCUGGGAACAUAGUUCUGCCAAGCUCCAGGGCAGGGAGCCCCAACCCCGCGCUGAUGUCAGCUUCAAACUUUUUGAGAAGAGGAAGUGUACAGUACGAGACCCUCCUUGGAGGCUUGAGGGGGAUCACAGGAGCUGUAGGUCGCAUGUGGCUUGAGCUGCAUGACGAUGGCCUUUUGACCUUCGAAUUGCCCAUCCAGAGCUUCGACUACAAUGCCUAUGAAAACAGGAAGGUUGCGUUCAAGGAAGCCCGAAGCACCUCAUGUCUGAAUCUCUUCCCUAUCACUCGGAGCAAGAGCGAACCUCCUCGGACACAAUGGCAAGCUGGCAACGAGCUUGAGAAGCAGCCUGUCAUUUUGGAUGGACCAAGCGCCUCACGCCCCUCAGAUGCGUCUAGCGCCAAGGAGCAAGACGCGGUCGUCGAAGACAGCCGACCUGACACUGGAAUUGCCUCAACCUCACAUCUCCAGCCAAACGAGAGCCAAGACUCAGCCACUGCCUCGGCAACAGAAUUCCAGGGCACGCUACGUCAGCGAAACUCUGCUCUCGAACACUCGCAGGAGACUGGCGCAGCAGGAGAAGGCCGGCAAGGGAACCCUGAAGAAGAGAAGAAGACGAAGACUUUGUUCAAGCACAUCGAACCCAAAGAGCCGUUCACUGUACGCAACCAGCUGCAACGGACUUUCUUGAAUUCCUGGCUCAAUAUCCUCCUACUUGCCGCUCCUGUGGGCAUUGCGAUCAACUAUGUCCAUUCGGUGAGCCGAAUUGCUGUUUUUGUUGUCAACUUCAUCGCGAUUAUUCCCCUUGCUGCCAUGCUUGGCUUCGCCACAGAAGAGAUCGCUCUGCGGACAGGUGAGACGUUGGGAGGAUUGUUAAAUGCCACCUUCGGCAACGCUGUUGAGCUGAUUGUUGCCAUCAUUGCCUUGGCUCAUGAUGAAGUCAUCAUUGUCCAGACUUCACUUAUCGGCAGCAUCCUCUCCAACCUUUUGCUUGUGUUGGGGCUGUGCUUUUUCUUUGGGGGCAUCCGGCGCCAGGAGCAAUACUUUAACACCACAGUCGCCCAAACAGCCGCAAGUUUGCUUGCUCUAGCCGUUGCGUCGGUCAUUGUCCCAACGGUCUUCGACAUUGCCAGCGAUACCCCGCAAUCCGACAUUGCUAAACUCUCUCGCGGCACGUCCGUCAUUUUACUCAUUGUCUAUGGCGGGUAUCUUUUCUUCCAGCUCAAGACACACUCCAAAGUCUUCGCCGAAGAAAGCCAAAAGGUCGAGGCCAAACCAUUCAAACGCAAUCUUCUUGGAAGUAACGAUAGUGCCAACGGCCCUGAAUCUGCAAUUGCCCGGGGUCUGAUGAGCCCUGCUGGCAUGAUCAUGGUCGGUCACGGGGGCCAGCCAUCUGAAGCCGAACGUCUGCGCCGCCUGCUUGCCAACCCUCCACGGAAAAACCUCCGAGACUGUGCUGAGGGUGUCGCGGCAGCCCAACCAAGCCGAACAGAAUUUGGUGCUGUUGACGAAAAUGACAGUGAAGAGCCUCAGCUUCAGUUUGGUGUCGCUGUGGCCACUCUUACCGUCUCGACUGUCGUAAUUGCAUUAUGUGCCGAGUACAUGGUGGACAGCAUCAGUUCCGUGACAUCUGGCGGCCGCGUGAGCGCCGAAUUUGUCGGUCUGAUUUUGUUGCCCAUUGUGGGCAACGCGGCCGAGCAUGCAACAGCCGUUACGGUGGCCAUGAAAGACAAGAUGGACCUGGCCAUCGGUGUUGCAGUCGGGUCCAGCAUGCAGGUCGCUCUCUUCAUCAUCCCAUUGCUUGUUAUUAUCGGUUGGGGGAUGGGAGUUGAUGCGAUGGCGCUGAACUUUGACCCAUUCCAGGUUGCUGUCAUGUUCGUGUCGGUACUAUUGGUAAACUACCUGAUCGCUGAUGGCAAGAGUCACUGGCUUGAGGGCAUGUUGCUGAUUUGUCUGUAUGCUAUUAUUGCUGUCUGCUCAUGGUGGUAUCCUGCACAUGACUCUCUGGGGCCGCACAGUGGCUAG
Molecule: messenger RNA, 7236 nt
Organism: Thermochaetoides thermophila DSM 1495
Lineage: Eukaryota; Fungi; Ascomycota; Sordariomycetes; Sordariales; Chaetomiaceae
Product: putative vacuolar membrane-associated protein
Exons: 8
Coding region: 1-7236 (2411 amino acids)
Biological process (GO): transmembrane transport; intracellular signal transduction; positive regulation of autophagy
Cellular component (GO): membrane; GATOR1 complex
Molecular function (GO): GTPase activator activity
Source: RefSeq, a predicted model, not a curated record